GCUUGGGCGUUUGCAGGGGCGCCCGCCAUGCUGGCAUACAUGGUCCCAGCCCGCGUGGCGCGGGCCAGCGAUCCAGCCGCCCGCGCCGCGCGGGAGAGAGCCGCCGCAGAGUGGAAACGAGCCGAGGCAGAGAGACUCGGGAUACCUUGGCCCCGCCCGCGGGUGCACAAGCGCGUUGGGCGCCCCAGCAGGCAGGAGCAUUUCCACGAUGCAAUUUAUUCUGCGUUGGAGAAACAGUCUCUCCCUGAAGGCCUGGAGACCGCUGAUGUGCCUGGCUGGUGGGGGCGAGGCGUGGGCCUGGUUCGAACUGUCGCCGUUGCAACGGAGGACAUGCAACAGGCGGCCCUUGGCGGCCCUCGCCAGGGUGGCGUCGAGGCGGAUCCCUGGCAGUUGCUGGAGAUGCCAGGGGAAGGCCGCGAGGGCAGCCACGCUAGCGAACGCGGACAUGCAGAGGAGGAGGAGGGUGCCCUGGCAGGCGGAGGCGACAUGGAGACACCCCCUAAGAAGAAACGUAAGCAGAAGGUGCUGGUGCCAGACGAGGCUAAGGCGUGGUUCCUGGAGUACGUCGAGUACCAGAAGAAAAGGUACGACUGGUCAAUGGCGAGGUCGCUGCGCAUGGCCAAGGAGCUGGCGCCCGACAUCUUCCGAGAUGUCCAGAAAGACACCCUUUUCCGGUGGGGCGAGAAGCGUAGCGUGGCGAAUACGAUGAAUGGGAAGUUGUCCAACGUCGCCCUCACGAAGCUGGCGGAGAUCGCCCAGGCUACCGCGGUUCGCGUCCCCGUGGCGGCGGACAUCGACGCCAUUCCUGAGGCCGGGGAGAACUUUCGAUUGAAGAUCGUUUACAUCCGCCACGCCCACGACAUCGCCGCCGAUAGGGUCGUCAACAUCGACCAGACAUCCGUGCGCGUCUUGCCGACGUCAAAACGCGGCUGGAAGGUGAGCGCCGGAACUCAGAAGUGGGCGGUGGACAUGAAGCGACAGUUGACAGUGGUCCUCGCGUGUUUCAUGGAGAGGCCCGACGUCUACGCUCAAGUGAUUUUCCAAGGGAAGACAAAGGGGUCGUUGCCAGCGGGCGACGUCCCAGAUGGGAUGGCGCUCACGUUUACAGAGAAUCACUGGUCCAACACGAAGACCAUGCUCGAACUCGUCGGGUUCCUUAACGAGAAAAUCAACGCCGCGGACGGCGAGCAGGAGCGGCCGUGGAUCAUGGCGUUGGACGUCGCCCCCGUCCACGUGAGCAAGGAGUUCCGUGAGGCGUUGCGAGAGGAGUACCCGUGGGUGAGGACGCCGUACGUGCAGCCGCGCAGAACUUUCUGCGCCCAGCCGCUGGACGUGUCGUACAUGCGCUCGUUCAAGGCCUCGCUGGCGGCGUCCGCGUCCAAGGACUUUGCCAGGCAAGUCGUGGACAGGCUUGACGACCAGGGCACUUUCGAGUUUGACUUCCGGUUGUCCGUGCUCAAGCCGAAGCUCGUAUUGUGGAUCAAGGAGGCUCUCGGCGUGCUCCAGGGGAAGGACCACCUCCGCCUCAGAGGAUGGAAGCAUGCCAGGGUGGCUCCAGAGGAGUGGGACGACGCCGUCCGGCUGGCCCAGGAGCGCCACGCAGCGAAGGCGCUGUUCCAGAAAUCCCAGACCAACGUGGUGCCCGAGGACCCGCCAGGGGCAGAUGAAGCGGACGCCCCGCUGCCAGCCCACGUAGAUCCCGUCGAGGAGCCUGAGGUGGGUGACGAAGACGACGAGGUGGGCAACGAGGUGAUUUUGCUCGGCCCCGACUCGGAGCACGGAGAAGGCGAGGCCCCCGACGAGGCGCCGGGGCCUGGUCAAGUCUUCGACAACGCGCCUGACUCGGAGGACCCCGCCGCGGCGUCGGACGUCGUCCUC
Prorocentrum cordatum is the source of this 1878-nucleotide messenger RNA. Lineage: Eukaryota; Dinophyceae; Prorocentrales; Prorocentraceae. The record is from the annotation of a GenBank genome assembly.